AUGCUGAAUAUGGUGGAUCAGAAAAAAGGCAUUAAUAAUGGAAGUUCCACUGGAGUGAUUAAUAAUAUAAAUGGAAAAAUAAAAAAUGAAUUUAUAUUUAUGUAUUUAAUAGCUGCAGGUGGCUUUUCAUGUGUUUAUAAAAUUAAAAAAAAAAAAAGCAAUAAAUUUUAUGCAUUAAAAAAAAUAAAAUUUUCAGCCAAUGAAUCUAAUUAUGAAAAAAAGGUAUUAUUAAAUUUAAGAGAAAUAGAAUGCUUAAGAAAAUUAAAAAACCACCCCAAUAUUGUCAGUAUGAAUGAUUUUUGGUUAGAAGUUGUUCAAACCUUAUCAAAAUCGAAAAGGGAAAGGCGAGGAAGAAGAAAAGAACAACAAAGAGAACAAAUGGGAGACAAACGACGUGAAAAAAGACAACAACAACGAAGAGAAAAAAGGAAAGAACAAAAUACAAAUACGAAAAAGAGAGUACUUAUUACCUUAUCUGAUCAUAAAAAAAAAAAAUUAAAACAUUUAAGUUGUCCAGAAAACGCUUUAAAUAUUUCAAACAUAACCAAUAAUGAAAGAAACGUAUUAAAAAAAGAUAAUUGGAAAAAUUUAAUAUUGCUAAAAAAUUUUAAAAAGGAAAAACACAACUAUAAUUUUAAUCAUCAAAUUGAACUAAAUAAAUAUAAUAUAAUGUGUUUGUGGAAAAUUUUGAAUCAAAUGUGUGUGUGCAAAAAUGAAAAAAAAAAUAUUGAAAGUUUAUUGCCUGAACAAUUAAUAAAAAAUUUUAAAAACUUUCUAUUUGAAAAAUAUAUUUUGGCUAUAUAUGAUGACUGUUCAUAUUUAAAUAACAAAAACAAUAAAACAUUCAUUUUUUUUAAUAAUAAUUUAGGAAAUAUUCUACAUUAUUUAUGGUGGAGUUAUUUGGGGAAAAAUGGAAAAGAAAAGAAAAACGAUAUAUUUAAGCUACUUAAAUAUGUUAGUGAUAAUAUUAUAAAGGAUAAUACUAAUUUGUACAAUAUAAUAUUAGAAUUUAGACACAGUUUAAUCGAACUAUCGCGAUUUCCAUCAAACGAAUUAGGAAAUGUAAUACUUAAUAUGCGUAUUCCUCCUAAUGGAAGUUGUGAAUUAUCAGAGUAUAUAUCGAAUAUGGCCAAAAUAAAUAAACUGGAAAUAUAUAGGAAUAAAAAUACUUUGGAAAAGUUUAUAUUUAAAAUAAAUUGUAAUAACUUUGAUGUCUAUAAAAUGUGGAUUAAUUUUAAGAAUGAUAUUAUAUAUGAGGGGAAAGACGUAUAUAAAGAACAUAGAAAAAUUAAUUUAAAACGAAAAAUAAUAAAAAAGAAGGAUAUAUGGAUAAAAGGAAAAAAAGAAAAACAUUUGAAAAAUACCAUAGGAAAUAAAUGUAUUAAAAAAAUAAACAUAUAUUAUGAAAAACCUAUACAUGUAUUUGUUUAUAAAAGUUUAACAUAUAAAAGGCAAAAACAUCACAAGUUAUGGAGAAAGCAUUAUAACAAUAAAAAAAAUUGGAAAUAUUGCCUAAACAAACAUGAAAACUCAAAAAAAUAUAUCUUAUUCAGCAAAAUUUGUAGGCUCAUGAAAACACAAAUGAACAAGUUUAAACGAGAAGAGAAAUUUGAAAAAAAAAAAAAAAUAGCCAUAACGAAUAUCAAAGUUAAUUACAAUGAUUUUGAGCAAGAUAUUUCUUCAUUUAACAUUCAAAUAUAUAAUAAAAAAAACAAAAAUCAAUUAAUAAAUCGAAUAAAAGAACAAUACGAGCAAUUGUCCAUUUCCCUCAAUCCAUAUAAAUUAACUUAUGAAAAUGAAAAUAUAUUACGAUAUAAUGAACAUAACUAUCUAUUCGGACUGAAAAAUGAUAAUGAAAAAGAGAAUAUUUAUAAUGCCAUUUAUUUUCUCAAUUUUUAUAUUUGGAUUAGGAGAGAAAUAAAUGAAUAUGCCAUAAUUAGUAAGAAAAGACAAAUUUGUCAAAAUAGCCGAAAUUAUCAAAGUAAAAAAAAAUUCUACAUUAAGAGACAUAACCAAAAAACAUAUUUUUUUGAAAACAUAAUUUUUUAUCAUUAUAUUAUUAUGCUUUUUUUAGAUAUAGAAAAGUAUAAGAAUAAGUUUGUUAGUCUUUUUCAAUAUAACCUUUAUAGAAAAUUAUUAAAAAUUUCUAAGAGAAUAGUUUUGAUGUUGCAUAGAAUAGAGACAAAUGUGAUUUGUAUAUUUUUAUUGAAGCAUUUUGAAGAUUAUUUUAUUCGCAAAGGAAUUCAUAUUGUUCAGGAUAAAUCAGACAGAAGUAAUAAAGGUGAUGAAAUAGGUAUCCAUAAAAUGGUCAAAAUAUGGAAGAGUAUGAUUGCAAUUUCUCUAAUUUUUGGAAAAAAAAUGUAUAAAAAGAAAAAAAAUAUAUUUAAUUUUUUCAUAGAGUUAUUUUUAAAUAAUAUUCAAAUAAAUAUAUUUAAGAAAUUUGAAAUUUUAUAUCUAAUUAUUUAUUUUUAUAAUUAUUUUGAAAAAUCCAAGCAAUUUGAUAUAGAAGGAAUUGGCGAUAUAAUAUAUGUGUGGUUGUCUCUUAUAAAUUUAUUUUACGAUGAUAAAGGUAAAUGCAUAAAAAUCCUUUCGAAAAUUUUUGCCAAAUUAAAUAAAAAAUUAUAUUAUGUUUAUUGGGGGAAAUUGUACAUAAUAAUGAACUGGACAACUAUUGUUGAUACAAUAUUUAUAAGAAAUGUCUUAAGCAUAAAUAGAGAAGGAAAUUAUUAUUGGGUUAUUAUUGUUUUAAAGAUGAUUAAUUAUUUUGUCAAUGUUGCUUAUACGUUGACAAGAAUGGACAUAUUUUUCAUUAAAGUUAUGAUAAAAUUUUAUACCCGUAUUGGUAGUGCUGCUGCAACGAAUAGUGUAUCAAAAAAUAGUUACAAUGAGAUUUUUAAUAAUAUAUUCACGCUAAAUUUUAUGAACUACAUUAUAUAUAAUUCAUAUUUUGAAAAUGAAAAAAAAAAUUAUGAUAUAUAUACAAAAUAUGCGAUAUUGUUUAUAUAUUGUUUUAUUAUUCAAGCAUAUUAUUUUGAUACUCUUUUUAAUAUCAGGUCUUUAGAAAGUAAUGAAAUUGCGAAUAAUUUAUUCCCAGGUUAUAAUUAUUCAUAUAAAAACAUAUUAUUAUUUUACGAAAGAUUAGGAAGGGUUAUAAAAAAUAGUAAUAAUACUAAGAUAUGUAAAUAUAUGUGGAGAAAAUUUAUUAACAUGUGGAGUAACAGCAUUGUAAUCAAAGAAAAUAUAAUAAGUUGUUUAACGACUUCAAGACAUAUAUAUUUUAAUAUUUUGAUGAACUUUAUGAAAAUAUAUUGUCUCGAUAAUAUUCUUCACAUUAAAAAAAAAAAAAAAAAAAUGAAUACCCCUAUAGUUUUAACUAGUAAAAAUGAUUUAAAAAAAUGGAAAGACUGUGAAUUGACAAAAAAUCCCAAAAGUGUAAAAAAAGGAAUUUUAAUAAAAAAAAAAAAUCGAAAUAAUAAUAAAAAAUAUAAAAAAAAGUUAAAAGAAACACAUUUUAUUUAUAAUAUUAAAAAAGUUUUGUUCAAAAAAUUAGUGAAUAUUAAUAUUGAAACAAUUUUAUAUGAGCAAAAUGGGCAGUGUUAUAUAUUAGUAUUUGGCAGUGUAAUAAAGAAAAAAAAUGGACAAAUCAAAGUAAAGGAUACAAAAAUUGUGCGAGAUAUUAAUAUAAUAAGAGAUUAUAGAAUAUAUUUUUAUAAUUACUUGGAAUAUUUUUAUAAAAAUAAUGCACAUAUUAGCGACAACAUAAAUUUGAUAUAUGCUCGAAAGUGGCCAUAUAAUAAUAAAAAUGCAGUAAAACAAUUUUGCCCUUACUUUGAUAAAAUAAAAGACGGGAACAGAAAAGAUAUUGUUUCAUUAUAUGGAAACAAAAUACUUGUUAAACAAAACUUUUCGAAAAUUGGAAAUAAAAUUAAGAAUAAAAAGAAUAAUUUGUGUAAAAAAAAAAUGAGAACACAAAAAAGUAUAUAUAAUUCAAACUAUUGGAGAGAGAAAAAAGAGAACAAAUUAUUAAAUGGAAAUGUAAAUAUUAUAAAAAAAUAUAAAAGUGAAAAAAUAAAGAAAAAAGAACUUGAAAAUUUUUUUGACAAUAUUGUAUAUUCAAGCGAAAAUGACGACUUUAAAAUUAUUUUUGAAAAUGCUACUAAUAGUAAUGCGUGUAGUACCGUCGAUUUAGCUAGCCCAAAUGAACUAAAUACAAAGAGGAAUAAUAUAAACAAAAAACUCAAAUUUUUCAAACAUAAAAAAAACUCAAAAAAACAAAAGAAUUACAAAAACCACAAAAGUCACAAAAAAAUAUUUUUUAAAAGUGUGAAUAAUGCAAACCGUUUUUUUGUAACCAACGUUGAACCGAAUCCUAUUAUGUCUAACAACCAUCAAAUAGCCGAUUCUAAUGAUAUAUAUAAUAAUUUUUCUAUUCAAAAAAAAUAUGAAUAUAACCAUAAAAAUUGUGGCAAUAUAUAUAAUACAAAAGAUUGUGAUGAAAACGAUUCAUCUUAUAUUUGUUUUCUAAUUAAUGAACAUGAGGGACAAGUUUUAUCCCAUAGACAUAAAGAGUUAUAUAAGAAUAUGCUUGGUAUGGAAAGGGGGAAUAUAUUAUAUCGAGACAACGCUUGUAAGCUGAAAGAUGAUUUUUCUUGUUUACAUGAUCAAUGCGAUAAUAGUAUGAUAAAAGCAUGUGGAACAAAUGAAUUGAUUAAGGAGAGUACUAAAAUAAAAAGGGAAAAUAUGGAUAAAAUUAACAAAAUGAACGAGGUUAACCAACAUAUAUCUUUAGAAACCCUGAAAUAUAAAUGUAGUUUUAAAAAAAUUGAUAAAAAUUUGAUACAAAAUAAGAAAAAAAUAAUAAUCCGAAAAAUAUGUCAAAUUAAUAAAACUUUUUAUUUUAAAUAUAAUAAAAUAAAUGACAAGAAAAGGAUAUAUUUUGAUAGUGUAUUGUGUAAAAGUGAGAGACAUAAAACAUAUAAAAAAAGGAACGAAAAUAUAAAGGUAAUCCUACUUAAAACAUUGAAAGGAGAAAGUAAUGAAUAUGUACUAACCACCUAUUUGACCGAAAUAUAUAGUGAUAAUAUUAAUGAUCCGUUUGAAAAUAGUAGGAAAAAAAUAAAUUCGAAUGAAAUAUUUUAUCAAAAAACAUUUGAUAUGUAUUGUAUUGAGGAUGAAGGGGAAGUUUAUGAGGAGCAAAAGAGAGUGAACAAAAACAAUAAAAAAAAAAAAUAUAUAAAUGAGAUGAUAAAAAUGGACACAAUUCGAACAGAUUUUGAAGAUAAUUUUACAAAUUCAUAUAACAAAAAAUGUAACAUUUUAAAAAUGGCAAGUAAUAUUAACAAUAAAAAUAAUAGUGGAAAAAAAGAAAGAGAUAUUAAAAGACAAUUUUUAAUAACUAAUAAAAAAAAACAUGAAAAUAAUAUUAAAAUUUUUUAUAAUUUAUUUAAAUUGGAGGAAAGCAAUGUAAAUUCAAAUCCCCAAACCAAUCCUUAUUAUGAAACAGUUAUUCAUGAUAAUGAAGAUAAUAUAUUUUAUUGUCUAUAUAAAUAUAUACAACAACAAGUGUAUAGGUAUUGCAAUUGUGAUAUUGAUGAAUAUACUUCAAAUUGUAUUGACAAAAAUGUUAACAAGUGGGAAUGGUAUGGAUUUAUAAAAGAAAAUGAAAACUACGACAAAAUAAAAACAGAAAUAAAUAGUAACUCGUUUUACAAUUGCAGAGAAAAACAUAACAUAUGCAAUAGCUACAAUUCAGUUUAUCAAUUGGAAUUUAGAAAACUAGGAAAUGCUUCUAAGGAAAAAAAUUUUGAAGAAAAAAAAAAAAUUAUAAAAAUCGAAUUUAGGAAAAGUUUCAACAAUUUUAAGCUACCAUCAUUAUUAUGUAUUUUAAAAUGGGACAAUUUUUUUAAACCACAUUUUAUCAUAAGAUGUGAUAAUUUUUUACAUACUUAUAAUAUAUAUUUUGAUUUUUUUAUUUUACUUAUGAAUUUAUUUCAUAAAGGAGAAGGAAGCAAUCUGUAUCGAUUUAACAGUAAUAAGUCUAUUAUAUAUAAUCCUUAUUUAUCUCAUCAAAUUUAUAUGGUUACAAAAUAUUUUAUUUCGAAUGUGCAUAAAAUAAAUAACAAAUUACCCAUUCAUUUGGAAAAUGAUAUACUGGAAAUAUAUUCAUAUAAUAGAUUCUUAACUAUACCAAAUAAAUGCAGUUUUAAAAAUUGUGGAAAUGAUAAUAAUAAUUAUGAUCAGCGGUCUAAAAAGCAUUAUUUCACAAAAUGCGGUAUUUUAAAUACAGAGAAAGUAAAACCGUCAAAAAAACGGCGUAUUGGUUGGGAUGGGCAAAGACAAAGAAAACGAAAAGAUAUAAUAAAUACAUUGAAUGAAGAAAAUCAAAAUAUGUUUUGUAAAAACAAGGAAAAAAAGGAGGAGAAUUAUAAAAAAAUUGAUACAAACAUAUCCCAAUUUAGUGAAAAGAAUCCAGUAUCAAACAUAGAUAAUGAAAAAAAUAAACAAAAUUUUAUAAAAAAUAAAAAAUAUAAAUUUAAUUUAUAUAUACGAAUGGAAUAUUGCAAAGAUACAAUAGAAAAUUACAUCAAUAGAAGAACUCGUAUUAAUAUUAAAAGAAACAUUGAAAUCAUAAAUAUGAUAAUUAUGGGCUUAAAUUAUAUACAUAAUAAUAACAUUAUGCAUAGAGAUUUAAAACCUUCAAAUAUAUUUAUAUCAAACAAUGAUAUUGUUAAAAUAGGUGAUUUUGGUUUAGCUUCAUAUGAUUAUUUGGAUGACCACAAAAUAAAUACAACAAAAGAAGAGGAGAUACAAAAGGAUCUGAUAAUAAAUAAAAACUGUGACAAAAUUUUUUUUUGCAACAAAAAAAAACUGUUUUCAAACUAUAAUUCAGUAUUCCCAUUGGAAAAUGGGCAAAUAAGUGACGUGCAUAAUACUAAAGGCGAUUAUAAUGAAAGUAGUAUAUCGAAAUCGAAGAAAUUUGCCAUUCAAAAUAAAAAUAGAAACCUUCGGAGUUGCAAAAGAAUAUUUCAAUGGUGGAGCACAAUAGGUGAAUUAAAUAUACUUAGUAAAAAUAGGAGAAGAUUAACCAAAUUUAAAAGUGGUAGUAACACCAUUCAUAUAAGAAAAUCCACUUUAGAUGAAAACAUAAUAGUUAGGCAUGCAAAUAAAUGCCAUAAUUUAUCCUUUUCGCAAAAUAGGGAACAUAUUGAUAGGAAUCGAAUGAAAAAAUGUAACAUUAUAAAAAAUCAUAUAAUAAAAUCGAAUAAAUCCGAAAAAAUGAAUAUUUCCAUGAAUGUUUUUUUGAGAUGCACAAAAACAAGACGCUAUUUCACUGAUGAAGAUAAAUCGGUAGAAACGAGAAAAAAAUGUAGUAAAACAAGUGAGGAAGAAAAUGGUAAUAUUUGUGACACAAAAAAAAAAAAAAAUGAUAUCGGGGAAAAAAUGGAUAAAAACAAAAUAGCUGCCCAAAAAAAAAAAAAGAAAAAAGAAAAUAAACACCCUAUAGGAAGACGUAGUACAAAUAGUUCUAUAAGUAGUGCAAUAGUUGUUAAACGGAAUGCUUAUUGUCGAUUAGAAAUUGAAAAAUAUUUCUUGUCUAAAUCUUUUCAAAAUUGUCGUAGUAAUAAAAAAAAAAAAUAUAUAAAUAUAAAAACAAUCAAAAAUAAAUUUUGCUCGGCUUCCAAUAAAAACUUUGGCGCAAAGUGGAUGCGUAUAUAUAGAAAAGGACUACACCAUGACGAUAUACAAGAAAAAUCAGCUGAUCAAACAACGGAGCAAAUGGGGGGGUGCAAUAAAACGGUAGCUAGCGAUUUUUCAAGCAAUUUAAAAAAUAAAAAAGAAUCAAUUAAUCAUACACUAGGAAUAGGGACAAAACUUUAUUCAGCACCUGAACAAUUAGAAGGAAAUAAAUAUACCAAAUCGGUAGAUAUUUUCUCUUUAGGUUUAAUUAUAAUUGAUUUAUUUAUUAAAACGGAAACAAAUAUGGAAAGAACACAAAUAUUAUGUAAUGCCAGGGAAAGAAUUUUACCUGACUUGUUAAUAAAAAAACAUCCAAAUGUAGCUAGUUUAUGUAAAAAAAUGUUAUCGCUAGAUUACAAAUCUAGACCAACUUCGGCACAAUUAUACAACAAAAUAAUAUCGGCUGGUGACAUAUUUUUACCGGAUAAAUGUCCCUAG
Molecule: messenger RNA, 8175 nt
Organism: Plasmodium berghei ANKA
Lineage: Eukaryota; Apicomplexa; Aconoidasida; Haemosporida; Plasmodiidae
Product: eukaryotic translation initiation factor 2-alpha kinase 2
Exons: 1
Coding region: 1-8175 (2724 amino acids)
Biological process (GO): protein phosphorylation
Molecular function (GO): ATP binding; protein kinase activity
Source: RefSeq, a predicted model, not a curated record